AUGGCUGCUCUGUUAGUCCACAUACAAGCUGCUUUUCGAGAAGGAGAGCUCUACACCAAGUUGCUAGAAGACUAUGAGCCCCUCGAGAGGCCUGUAGCGAAUAGCUCGGAGCCCGUAAAUGUGAAAAUGGGUCUAGUCCUGCAACAGAUUGUCUCCGUUGACGAGAAGAACCAAGUAGUGGAUGUGAAUGCGUGGCUGAAGAUGUCGUGGUAUGAUUACUCACUGACAUGGGAUCCAAAAAAGUUUGAUGGUGUGGCUGAUCUGAGGUUCAAGAAAAGUCAAAUUUGGACCCCUGACGUUUUGUUAUACAACAGUGCUGAUCCUCAGUUUGACAGCUCAUACCAAUCAAAUGUGCUUGUCUAUCCAGAUGGAAGCGUCAACUGGAUACCACCAGGGAUUUUUCGGAUAUCUUGCCGGAUUGCUGUAGCUUGGUUCCCUUUCGAUCUUCAGGAAUGCUUCAUGAAGUUCGGCUCGUGGACUUUUGAUGGUUCAAAAUUGAACUUGGACAUAGAUGACAAUGGUUUCGAUCUUUCCAGCUAUACGCCGAACGGAGAAUGGGAACUUCUACGCACGCACGCAGUCAGAAACAUUCAGCAUUACGCAUGCUGCCCAGAACCAUACUAUGACAUUGUUUUCACUUUUGUCAUUCGGCGAAGGGUGCUCUACUACGCUUUCAAUCUUAUUCUGCCAUGCAUCCUCAUUACCGUACUUACUCUUACUGGUUUCACACUACCUCCAGAUGCCGGCGAAAAGAUGUCCCUACGAGCAUUUUUCGCUGUCUGCAUGUUUACCUGUGCUUGCUGUGUGGUUGGGACCACCCUAGCUCUCAACUUUCACAACAGAAGUUCAUAUUCUCAUGAGAUGAACGACAUGUUCCGCCAAAUAAUGCUAAAUUGGCUGCCGUGGAUAUUGAUGAUGCAUCGACCUGGCUAUGCUGCAGCAGGAGGAGAAUUGCAAAAAGUAGAUGAUGAUGACGAUGACGAUGACAAGAAACCUACUGUUUGUUUCGAUUCGUUGAUCUCGAAGGUGGCCGCGCAAACUCCGCCCAAAUUGACCAUCGUUGACGAGUGCGAGCCACUCAGUGUGGACGACAAGCGGAAAAUAUGGCGUAACAAUUCAAAACGUCUAGAGGAACGUCCUGCCCAUCAAACUAAACAGGCAACACACGAACAGAUUACGCAGUUGGUCAUACUCAAUGAGAUCUAUGAGACUUUAUCGGCAAUAACCGAAGAAAUCAGAGAAGUCGAAAGAAAUAAAGAUGUUGAAGAUGAUUGGAAAUUUGCCGCCAUGGUCGUAGAUCGUCUGUGCCUUUUCAUCUUCUCAUUUUUCAUUCUAUUCUCAAUCUUCGGUUGUUUUUCAUCGGUGCCCAAUCUUGGCUUUAGUAUAUGA
This is a messenger RNA of Cylicocyclus nassatus, 1389 nucleotides long. NCBI's taxonomy places the organism in Eukaryota, Metazoa, Nematoda, Chromadorea, Rhabditida, Strongylidae. The record is from the annotation of a GenBank genome assembly.